Messenger RNA from Debaryomyces tyrocola, 4269 nucleotides. Lineage: Eukaryota; Fungi; Ascomycota; Pichiomycetes; Serinales; Debaryomycetaceae. The record is from the annotation of a GenBank genome assembly.
AUGGCCAAUACAGAGACUAAGACUGAUGAAUUAGAUAAUAGUUCAAUAGAGAAUAAUGGACUAGAACGCCAACAAAGAUUAUUAUCGUUUCUCUGGCCCAAGACAGUUCCACCGUUACCAACGGAAGAUGAACGUCUCCCGUAUGGAGAAAAAAGAGCAGGACUUAUAUCCAAGGCAUUCUUUUGGUGGAUGAUACCUGUGAUGAACCCAGGAUACAUAAGAACAUUACAACCAGAAGACUUAUUCACACUAACUGACGAUAUCCGGGUUGAACAGAUGAGCGCACGAUUCAGUGAAAUAUUCAAAAAGAGAAUCGAUAAUGCUAAGAGAAAGCAUGUUAUUGAAAAAUUUAAACAAAGAAAUGAAAAAGUUCAGAUACUUGAUAUACUGCAACACGAUGGCGAUUUGGAAGAUUUCACACCUCCACAAUUUCUUCCAUGGUUUGUUGUCAUCCAAACCUUCAAGUGGGACUAUUUUGCUGCAAUUGUAUUUUUGACCUUGAUGUAUGGCACUUCAUCUUGUAUAGCGCUAGUAACGAAAGAAUUAAUUAAAUACGUUGAGUAUAAAUCAGCCGGAGUAGAGUUGGGUAUUGGUAAAGGCUUAGGAUAUGCUUUUGGUACGGUGGGAAUGGUGGUUUUCACUGGUUUCAUGGGCAAUCAUUAUUUUUAUCAUGCUAUGCUUGUCGGUGCUAAAACAAAGGCAGUCUUGAUUAAGGCUAUCCUAGAUAAAUCAUUCUUAUUGAGUCCAAAGUCCAAGCUGAAGUUUUCUCAUGCUAAAAUCACUUCUAUGAUGUCUACGGACACGGCUAGAAUAGAUCUCGGGUUGGGACUCCAGCCACUUAUGCUCAUUAUUCCUAUCCCAAUUAUUGUCUGUAUCGCGAUAUUGAUAGUUAACAUUGGUGUUUCUGCAUUGGCAGGAAUUGCUGUUAUUCUUCUUGUAUUGGUAUUAAUUAUGGGAGUUGGGUACUUAUUAUUCAAAUAUAGAAAGAAAGCAAAUUUAUCUACAGACGAGAGAAUUUCAGUUAUUAGAGAGGUUUUGUAUAAUUUAAAAAUUAUCAAGUUUUAUUCUUGGGAGUCGGCCUACCUAAAAAAAAUUUCUGGGAUUAGGAAUGAAGAAACCAAGUGGAUAUUGAAAAUGCAAAUUCUAAGAAAUUUAAUUAUCUCGAUUGCCAUAUCAGUUAACUUGAUAUGCUCCAUGGUUUCAUUCCUUGUUUUGUAUGCAAUUGAUAGUGGCAGACAUGAUCCUGCAUCAAUAUUUUCAUCGCUUACUUUAUUUGGAAUGUUAUCUGAGCAAGUGAUUAUGUUGCCUUUAGCUUUGGCAACAUCUACCGAUGCUCAUGUAGGAUUGCAAAGAGUUGGGCAAUUUUUAGCUAGUGAAGAAUCAGAUCAGAAUUCCCGUAAAAUAGAAGCAAGUGGUGAAACUUUAGAAAGAAUGCAAGAAAGGAAUAUUGCAGUAGAGGUUAAUAACGCAAUGUUUAUCUGGGAAACAUUUGAUGUCAAUGACGAAGAUUCAAAGAGUAAGAGCGAAAAAUCUGUUAAAUCGAAAGAUUCCUCGUUUUCUAAUUUAAUAUCAGAAGGAAAUUCAAUGGAGGAGGUCAAAGAAAAAGAAACCUCCUUUAAAGGAUUAGUAGAUGUCGACUUAACUAUAGAGAAAGGAGAAUUUAUUGUUAUAACCGGAGUUAUUGGGUCGGGAAAAUCAUCUUUGUUAAGUGCUAUAUCGGGUCUAAUGACACGUAUAUCUGGAGAAGUUAAUGUUUGUGGUUCGCUCAUAUCUUGUGGUGAUCCUUGGAUUCAAAAUGAAACUUUUAAAGAGAAUAUUCUAUUCGGUUCUGACCUUGACCAGAACUUUUAUAAAGAGGUAGUUUAUGCUUGUUCACUAGAAAGUGAUAUGGACUUAUUGCCUGCAGGAGAUAAGACAGAAAUUGGAGAAAGAGGUAUAACUUUAUCUGGAGGUCAAAAGGCAAGACUUAAUUUGGCAAGAGCUGUGUAUGCUAACAAAGAUAUAAUCUUACUAGAUGAUGUUUUAUCUGCUGUUGAUGCAAGGGUUGGUAAGCAUAUUAUGAACAGUUGCAUUUUAGGAAUUCUUAGUAAUAAAACAAGAAUACUAGCUACUCAUCAGCUAUCUUUGAUUGGUUCGGCUGAUAAAGUUAUCUUCAUGAAUGGAGAUGGAUCAUUCGAAAUAGGGAAGUUCCAUGAACUACUUCAGACAAGUGUAGGCUUUAAAAACCUUAUGUCUUUGAAUACUCAAGAAGCUGUUCAAGACGUAGCAGACGAUGAGGAAGAAAACGAGUUAGGAUUUGCCAAAGGUUCGGCUGAAGAAGAAAGACAAUAUAUUGAAGGCCAGUUAAUGAGGCGAACUACAACAACUUCCUCCGUGGAGGAUGAAAAAACUGAAAGACAUGAUUUUAAUUUAGACAAAUUUGAUGAUGGAAAACUAUUUCUGGCAGAGGAACGUGCAGUGAAUAGAAUUGAAUUCAAGGUUUACAAAAAUUACAUAACGUAUGGAUCUGGUAUAUUUUCAAGCUUCUGGAUUAUUUUCUUAUUUCUUCUUUUCACAAUAUUGGCUACAUAUUUCGAACUUUUCACCAAUACUUGGCUUUCCUUCUGGACUUCUAGAAAAUUUCCAGAUAGACUGGACAGCUUCUAUAUGGGUUUGUAUGUGAUGUUUACCUUUUUGGCUUUUAUCUUGCUUACAAUGGAGUUUUUUAUACUUGCAUAUGUUACAACAAUUGCUUCAAGGACUCUAAACUUGAUGGCAGUAAAGAAAAUUUUAUUUGUACCGAUGUCCUUCAUGGAUACUACCCCAAUGGGACGAAUUUUCAACAGAUUCACGAAAGAUACUGAUGCAUUGGAUAAUGAAAUAGUCGAACAACUAACUGUAUUAUUCUAUUUCGUUGCGAAUAUUACUGGAGUAUUGAUAUUGUGCAUAUGUUAUUUGCCUUGGUUCGCUAUUGCAGUACCCCCAUUAUUAUUUAUAUUCGUUGCAAUAGCGAACUACUAUCAAGCUUCAGCAAGAGAGAUUAAAAGAUUAGAAGCUGUACAACGUUCGUACGUGUAUGAUAAUUUCAAUGAAACCUUAAGUGGCAUGCUUACAAUACUUGCAUAUAGAGCAAAACAUCGAUUUUUGAACAAGAACAAGUUUCUUAUUGACAAAAUGAAUGAGGCAUAUUAUUUGACAAUUGCAAACCAGAGAUGGCUCACAAUCAGUUUGGAUAUGGUAGGUGGGGUCUUCGUUUUACUUGUAGCCAUGUUGUGUGUCAAUCGUGUGUUUGAUAUUAACUCUUCUUCUGUUGGUUUGUUGAUGUCUUACAUUUUACAAAUCGUUGGCCAGCUUUCGUUUCUUCUUAAAACGCUCACACAAGUCGAGAAUGAAAUGAAUUCCGUUGAAAGAAUUUGUCAUUAUGCAUUUGAUUUACCAGAAGAGGCUCCAUAUUUGAUUACUGAGAGCUCACCUCCACCCUCUUGGCCAGAAAGAGGUCAAAUUACAUUUAGUCAUGCAUCUAUGGCUUAUAGACCUGGAUUGCCUUUGGUAUUAAAAGAUCUAAAUCUUAAUAUUAAGCCAAUGGAAAAAAUCGGGGUAUGUGGCAGGACCGGUGCUGGAAAAUCAUCAAUAAUGAUGGCAUUAUAUAGGUUGGUUGAGUUAAGUAGUGGAUCCGUUGUGAUUGAUGGAACCGAUAUCUCAACUCUAGGGUUAAAUAGUCUUAGAUCAAGACUAUCGAUUAUUCCUCAGGAUCCAAUAUUGUUUUCUGGUACUAUCCGGACUAACUUAGAUCCAUUUGAUGAAUAUACUGAUACAGAAUUAUGGGAUGCAUUGAGAAGAGCGGGUCUUAUUGAUGGGUCUAAGAUUGAUUCAAUCCAAAGUGAGGAUCCAAAAUCUGAAGACUUGAAUAAGUUUCAUUUAUUCAAGCAAGUGCUGGAAGAUGGAACUAAUUUUUCUUUGGGAGAAAGACAACUCAUUGCUUUCGCAAGAGCACUUGUUAAAAGAACUAGAGUACUCAUUCUUGAUGAAGCUACUAGUUCUGUUGAUUAUGAAACAGACAAUAAAAUCCAAAAAACCAUUUUGAGAGAAUUUGGAAAUUGUACCAUUCUAUGCAUUGCGCACAGAUUAAAAACUAUAGUCAAUUAUGACAGAAUUUUGGUGCUAGAUAAGGGAGAAGUUAAGGAAUUUGAUACACCCUGGAAUUUGUUUAAUACCAAGCAUAGUAUUUUUGAACAAAUGUGCAAAAAAUCUAAAAUUACUUCGGAUGAUUUUACAAUUAAAGACGACUGA